Podospora anserina S mat+ is the source of this 1401-nucleotide messenger RNA. RefSeq lists its product as uncharacterized. The transcript has 2 exons. Gene Ontology annotation, cellular component: mitochondrion. The record is from RefSeq and is a predicted model, not a curated record. Lineage: Eukaryota; Fungi; Ascomycota; Sordariomycetes; Sordariales; Podosporaceae. Bases 1 to 1401 code for a protein of 466 amino acids.
AUGGCCACCCACCGCCUGACCUUCCUCUACCCCCACCUAUUCAAAUCAACAGCCCGCUGGGGUGAGCCCGCAAUCGCUGCCCGAGGAGCUCGUCGCAAGUCGCAACACCCACCUGCCUUCCUCUGCCAACACCAACACCAUGGCUUCGCAUCGCCCUCGGCCGGGAGACAAGCCGCCUUCGCCAAACGAGCCGGCAAGGGCGUAGAGCCACUGCCACACCACGAGACCUCUGACCUGCCCCCUAAACCCGCGCAAGACAGCAAACAAGAUGGAGCUGGGAAGCAUAGUCAAGAUUCGAAGCCAGGGGACGAAGGGAAACAGCAAGAAACAAAACAAGACGCCCCCGAAAGUCAACAAGAGACUCACCACAAAACAAUCAAACCCUCCACCCCCGCCGAAACCCAAACCAGCGGUCCAAUCCACGACCCUCCUCCUCCGCCACCACCCCAACCCGCCCAUGACCCCUCCACAAUCGAACUCCCUCCCCCAUCCGACAUCGACCCGAUCACCCAAACGAAAAAGGGGUCACCAAUGGAUGAAAUCCUCCACAUGGGCCCUCCCCCCUCUUCCUCCCCUGACGCGCCAUCAUCACCUAUAACCCCCUCCUCCCCCUCAGAACCACCCCCCUCAACCACAGAAACCACCACCAGCACCACCACCAGCACCACCAUCUCUUCCCAAGAGAACACAACCACCCAACAAAAACCCAAACAAACCUACAUCCACCACUUCGACUCCUACUCCCUAGUCAAACACCUCUCCUCCCCCGACCAACCCCCCAAAUACACCCUCCCCCAAUCCAUCGCCCUCAUGAAAGCCAUCCGCGCCCUCCUCGCCCACAACCUCGACAGCGCCCAAUCCGGCUUAGUGUCUCGCUCUGACGUCGACAACGAAACCUACCUCUUCCGCGCCGCCUGCUCCGAGCUCUCGACCGAAGUCCGCAAAAACCGCCGGGUAGCCGACGAGCAACUCCGGCAGCAAAGAACACACCUCCAGCACGAAGUCGAUAUCCUCACCCAGCGGCUCAAUCAAGACCUGUUGACACUUACAGACAGCGUAAGGGGCAUGUUCAACGACCGUAAGAUGGCUGUUAGGGAGGAGCAAAAGGCUGUUGAAUCUAGGAUCCAACAAAUUAAUUACAAAAUAUCAGUCAUGUUGAACUCGGAUUCGAAAUCCGAGAUUGAAGAGGUGAGGUGGGUCUUGAUUAGGAGGUCCGUCCUCGGGAUUUUGUUCAUGGCCGUCUUGACGCUCGGCACGUUGAGGUACGCCACGUUUGUGAAUAGCAAACGGAAAAAGGAGAUGGAACAGAGGCAAAAAGAGCAAGAGGAGAUGAGGAGGAGUAACGGGAUGAAGGAUCACAGUCCUGCGCCCGAGGCGGCGCAGAUUUUGGCUGCUAGCUAG